This is a messenger RNA of Neopelma chrysocephalum (saffron-crested tyrant-manakin), 2951 nucleotides long. It is a transcript of the gene FZD8, whose product is annotated as frizzled class receptor 8. NCBI's taxonomy places the organism in Eukaryota, Metazoa, Chordata, Aves, Passeriformes, Pipridae. The record is from RefSeq and is a predicted model, not a curated record. Bases 61 to 2310 code for a protein of 749 amino acids. Gene Ontology annotation, biological process: non-canonical Wnt signaling pathway; canonical Wnt signaling pathway. Gene Ontology annotation, molecular function: Wnt receptor activity; Wnt-protein binding. The transcript is spliced from 2 exons. Gene Ontology annotation, cellular component: plasma membrane.
CGGCUGAUUGGUGGCCGGGGCGCUGGGGGCGGGGCCAGGCGGCUCUUGCUAUAAAUAUUCAUGAGAGCGCGGCGGCCGGAGCGGCACUGCCGGGGCCGGAGAGCGAGAACUUGCGGAGGCGCCGCCGCGCUCGACCCGCGGCUCAGGUGGCGCGACCGCGGCCGGGGCUCCGGCAGCCGGAGGAGGCGCAGGGCGAGCACCGCUCGGCUGGCGCUUGCCCGCGGAGCCGAGCGCUCGGGCGGGCGGCAGAAGGAGCCGCUCCGGCCACCCCAGCCCCGCCGCUGCCCGCCCGCACGGGGCGGUGGGAGCCCGGCGCCGCGGGGCGCACCGCCCGCUCCCCGGGACGCCUCAGCCAUCUUCGCCGCGCCGGGGCUGACGGCGAAACUUCUGCACCGCCGCCGCCCCGUGCCCGGCCGGCGCUGGAGUAGCGGCGAGAGGAGCGGCGGCACCCCCUGCGCACCCGGCCCCGCGAGGAGCGAUGCGGCGGCGCCUGAGGGGCCUCCCGUGAGCGGAUCCUCUUCCUCCGGCGUCGAGCGGGGGAUCGCCGGCGGCUCCCGCUCACCGGCUGCCCGCGGGGCCGCUUCCCUGCUGGGCGACGGAGCCCCGCGGGGGCUGCGAGACCUCUUCACCUGCGAGCGGCACGGAGGGGGCCGCCCUGCGCCCCCCCGAGGGGUAGCCGGGGCCCGGGGGUGCUGUGGCGCCGCGCUCCCCGCGGCUGCUGAGCGGGACGGGAGAGGAGCCGGGGCCGCCGCCCCCGCGCCGCCGAGCAUGGAGUGGAGUUACCUGUUGGAAAUCACCUCGCUGCUCGCCGCCCUGUCCCUGCUGCAGCGCGCCGGCUGCGCCGCCGCCUCGGCCGCCGCCGCCGCGUCCUCCUCUUCCUCCUCGGCCAAGGAGCUGUCGUGCCAGGAGAUCACCGUGCCCCUCUGCAAGGGCAUCGGCUACAACUACACCUACAUGCCCAACCAGUUCAACCACGACACGCAGGACGAGGCCGGGCUGGAAGUGCACCAGUUCUGGCCGCUGGUGGAAAUCCAGUGCUCCAGCGACCUGCGCUUCUUCCUCUGCAGCAUGUACACCCCCAUCUGCCUGGAGGACUACAAGAAGCCGCUGCCGCCCUGCCGCAGCGUCUGCGAGCGGGCCAAGGCCGGCUGCGCCCCGCUCAUGCGCCAGUACGGCUUCGCCUGGCCCGACAGGAUGCGCUGCGACCGCCUCCCCGAGCAGGGCAGCCCGGACACGCUCUGCAUGGACUACAACCGCACGGACCUCACCACGGCCGCCCCGCCGCCCGCCAAGCCCCCGCUCCGCGGCGCCAAGCCCGGCAGCCCCGCCAAGGCGCCCCCCGCCGCCGCCGCCCCGCCGGCCGAGGCCCCGCGCAAGCCGCGGCCGCCACCGCCCUGCGAGCCGGGCUGCCAGUGCCGGGCGCCCAUGGUGUCGGUGUCCAGCGAGCGGCACCCGCUCUACAACCGCGUCAAGACGGGGCAGAUCGCCAACUGCGCCCUGCCGUGCCACAACCCCUACUUCAGCCCCAUGAAGUGGGGCAACGAGGCCAUCGCUGGCUACGCACAGUAUUUCCACCUGGCCGCCUGGCUGCUCCCCAGCGUCAAGUCCAUCGCUGUGCUGGCACUCAGUUCUGUGGACGGGGACCCAGUGGCUGGCAUCUGCUACGUGGGCAACCAGAGCCUGGAGAACUUGCGGGGCUUUGUGCUGGCACCGCUGCUCAUCUACUUGGCCAUCGGCUCCAUGUUCCUGCUCGCUGGCUUCGUCUCGCUCUUCCGUAUCCGCAGUGUCAUCAAACAGCAGGGUGGCCCCACCAAGACCCACAAGCUGGAGAAGCUGAUGAUACGCCUGGGACUCUUCACCGUGCUCUACACUGUGCCAGCUGCCAGCGUGGUCGCCUGCCUCUUCUAUGAGCAGCACAACCGGCCACGCUGGGAGGCCACGCACAACUGUCCCUGCCUGCGUGACCAACAGCCUGACCAGGCCCGCCGCCCUGACUAUGCCGUCUUCAUGCUCAAGUACUUCAUGUGCCUGGUGGUGGGCAUCACCUCCGGUGUCUGGGUCUGGUCCGGCAAGACCCUUGAGUCCUGGAGAGCCCUCUGCACUCGCUGUUGCUGGGCCAGCAAAGGUGCUGCCGUGGCUGGGAGCGCAGGGGCAGGAGCAGGUGGGCAGGCAGCAAUCACCGCAGCAGGAGGACUUGGGGCUGGAGGUGGUGGCUCACUCUACAGUGAUGUCAGCACUGGCCUGACGUGGAGAUCAGGCACUGCCAGCUCUGUCUCCUAUCCCAAGCAGAUGCCCCUGUCUCAAGUAUGAGGAGGGUGAAAGAGGCCAAAGGUUAGGGAUUGAGGGACACUGGCCUGCCUAAAAUGCCCCCUCACUGUUUGGUGCCAUUAAUGAACCCCUAAUGGUCCUUAUUAGCCACAGCUUGUAUAGAACAAUGCAGCUGGCAGAGGCCCCAGGCUCCAGCCCCCUCCACCUUCCCCUCCAUUCAUAUGCAGGGAGCAUGUACUUCAAGGAGCCAGCUUAUUAUUUUGCUGGCAGAGGAGGGUAGAGGCUCACCCGUGUCUUACAGACGGCAAGGCACAGCGGCUUCUGAGUCACUCUGGACUAACAGCAACUCUUUACUCAAGGGAGGGAGGGUCUUCCUCCCCCCCAUCCUGAGGUGGGAGUCUGCUGGGACUGCAGGUUUUUGGGAUGUUGAUGACCAGGCAAAUGCCUUACAAUAUAGACUGAAACAAAACAUGUCUUAAUUAUACACCCCAGCUAAAUACGGGUUUCCUACAUUAAAGGAUGUAUUUAUAUAAUUAUUUGUUACCUUGUACAGAUGUGUAAAAUAUGUAUAUAUCCAAAGCUAUACAGUCUGUAAAUUUUUUUGUAAAAAUGUUUAGAGGCUACCCCUGUAAGAGCAAAUAUGAGUAUUCUAUUUUGUCAAUAAAAUGACUUUUGAUAAAUGA